GCACGAAUUCGAAAACCUAAGGGGUUCCAGAUGAUCCGACCCGAACAAGGGAGGGCAGGUCCAGAAGACUCGGUUGCUUCGGAACCCGGAGCGUGAAGGAUGGCGACGACGCCGAUGGUGUCGGCGAACGCCGCUCCCGGUAAUCAGAACUUCGAGGGGAACGCCGUCAUGGCGGCAGCGCCUCCGCCUCCGGGGACGGACAUGACGGGGAUAUGCUUCAAGGACCAGCUGUGGUUGAACACGUACCCUUUGGACCGAAACCUCGUAUUCGACUACUUCGCGCUGUCCCCUUUCUACGAUUGGGCCUGCAACAACGAGCAGCUCCGUAUGCGUUCCAUUCACCCUCUCGAUGCCUCUCAUCUCUCGAAAAUGACAGGCACGGAAUAUGCCUUGAGUGAAGUUAUGGAACCCCACCUCUUUGUUAUUCGCAAACAAAAGAGGGAUAGUCCUGAAAAGGUCACACCAAUGCUGACUUAUUAUGUUUUUGAUGGUUCCAUUUAUCAAGCUCCACAGCUGUGCAAUGUUUUUUCAGCUCGAAUUGGAAGGGCUCUGUAUCAUAUAUCAAAGGCUUUUACAGCUGUUGCAUCGAAGUUGGAAAAGAUUGGAUACGUUGAUGCUGAAAAUGAGAGUGCGGCCUUUGAAUCGAAGGUUGGCAAAGAGACAAUUGAUUUUAAAGAAGUCAAGCGAGUAGAUCACAUUCUUGCAUCCUUACAACGCAAGCUACCGCCAGCCCCUCCACCGCCACCAUUUCCAGAAGGUUAUGCUCCACCUGCAGCUGCGGAAGGGGAGAAAGGCUCUGAACACCAGCAAGCGGUGGAACCCCAACACCCUGCUGUUGAUCCCAUUAUUGACCAAGGCCCAUCCAAAAGAAUCAAAAUUUAGAAGAACGAGCAGUUGUGUUCCAUCUCUUUGGAGGCUGUCAAACAAGACCUUUUCUGCAUCCUCAACUACGCAAAAAGCAGAAGCUACCUGCCACAAUUUUUUUUAUUUAUUUAUUUCCUGCCAUACCGGAGUUUGCAUCUCUUUGUAACUUAUUAUUAUUAUUGUCAUUAUAAUCUUUCCUCUGGAAAACAGCGGGUGCUUACCCCUUGUUAGACGUUUAUUAGGUGACAUUGAAAUAGGUGUCCUAAAAGAAAUUGUGAAGAUUGGGUAUAACUGCAUUUCUUUAAAACGCAAUUGGGAAAA
Molecule: messenger RNA, 1185 nt
Organism: Malania oleifera
Lineage: Eukaryota; Viridiplantae; Streptophyta; Magnoliopsida; Santalales; Ximeniaceae
Product: mediator of RNA polymerase II transcription subunit 6
Exons: 6
Coding region: 100-882 (260 amino acids)
Biological process (GO): regulation of transcription by RNA polymerase II
Cellular component (GO): core mediator complex; mediator complex
Molecular function (GO): transcription coactivator activity
Source: RefSeq, a predicted model, not a curated record